AUGGGAAAUUAUGACGAGGACACCGCCUUUCUGGGGCAAAAGGGACCGUUUUUUGUCAUCCUUUUCUUUCUCUUGAAUGCCGUCUACAUUUCCACGGGGCUUCACAGCCUCUACAUAGUUUUUGUUGGGGCUUCACCGUCACAUCACUGUCGGAUAGCGGAUGGAAAUCUAAGUGAAGAAUGGCUGAAAGCCAGUAUUCCCAAUGAGAUGGUCAAUGGAAAACUGCAGCCAAGUCAGUGUUGGAGGUACAGCCUGGAGACGGUCAGAAAGCUGUGUGCGCUGGGUUACUCUCCACUGGAGGUUAAUCUGACAGACAUUACACUGGAGACGUGUGUGGACGGAUGGAGCUACAGCACAGAAAUAUACCACUCCACCAUCGUCUCUGAGUGGGAUUUGGUGUGUGACAGCGAGUGGAGAGUCCCGUUCGCAAGCUCAACACUAUACAUGGGCUACUUGCUGGGCUCUCUUGUUUCUGGCCAACUUUCUGACAGGUUCGGCAGGAGGAAGGUUUUCUUCAUGUCUCUGGUGGCUGAAGCACUAGUGAUCCUCGCGCAGUCCUUCUCCGACUCGUGGCUGCUCUUUUGUGUUCUGUAUUUUUUUGUUGGCACAGUCCAAAUAUCCCUGUACAUCACAGCCUUUGUGCUCGGCAGUGAAGUGCUGAGUAAGUCCUUGCGUGUUUUCUUCACGACGCUGGGAGCAAGUCUGCAUUACUGCAUCGGUUACAUGGUGCUGCCGUGGAUCGCUUUCGCCGUCCGUGACUGGAGGUCUUUACUGAGGGUUCUGUCGGGCCUGACGGUGGUCUACAUCCCACUGUGGUGGCUGAUCCCGGAGUCUCCACGAUGGCUUCUCUCUCAGGGACGCGUGCUGGAAUCUGAGACCAUCAUGAGAGAAGCAGCGAAGAAGAACAAGGUCUCUGCUCCAGCGGUGAUCUUCAGCGAGUCCGAGAUAAAGAAGGCGGCGUCCCAGAACAGUAAGUACAGCGUGCUCGAUGUUCUACGGACCAGAGAUAUCCGCAAAACCACGUUCCUGUGUUUACUACUCUGGAUGGCCAUCAACAUUGGAUAUUUCGGCUUGUCCUUGAAUACCUCUAACCUCAGCGGCGAUCCCUUCCUCAACUGCUUCCUAUCCGCGCUCACUGAGGUGCCUGCCUACAUGGUGUCCACGCUUCUCCUGAAGAGCUGUCCUCGGAGACCCGUCCUGUCCGCUUUCCUCGUCAUCGGAGGAGGGUUUCUGCUCCUGCUGCAGCUGAUUCCUGAAAGUAAGAGCUCACACACACAAUACUGUCAAAAUACCUUUGGCGUGGAUAACAAAAUCCUACUGAAUCCUACUGGCGAUUCAGAUUUAAAAAUGAACCUUACAUUUAGAUUUGAAGAGUAA
Molecule: messenger RNA, 1377 nt
Organism: Sinocyclocheilus anshuiensis
Lineage: Eukaryota; Metazoa; Chordata; Actinopteri; Cypriniformes; Cyprinidae
Product: solute carrier family 22 member 4-like
Exons: 8
Coding region: 1-1377 (458 amino acids)
Biological process (GO): transmembrane transport
Cellular component (GO): membrane
Molecular function (GO): transmembrane transporter activity
Source: RefSeq, a predicted model, not a curated record